CAAUACUUCACAAACUAAACACAGUUUAGUUUGCAGAGAAACUAUCCAUCAUCAUGACACAAUGUUCAGCUAAGACAAGGUACCUGGUGACCCAGCCUGAACUGCACCAGUUCAUUGAGUGCUGUAUGGGUGCAGUAGGAGCCCAGAGCAGCCAUGGAUCUGCAUUGGCCGAUGUGCUGGUGGAGGCAGAUUAUCGAGGACAUUACAGCCACGGAUUGAACAGACUUGAUAUGUACCUGCGAGAUCUGAAGACUGGAAUCUGUGCAAAGGAUGGAGAACCCACUGUUGGAAAGUGCACUGUGGCCACUGCAUUGGUGAAUGGCAAUAAUUUGAUUGGACCCAUUGUUGGCAACUUCUGCAUGGAGCUUGCUAUCAAAAAGGCCAAAGAAGUUGGAAUAGGCUGGGUGUCUGCUUAUGGUUCUAACCAUUAUGGCAUUGCAGCAUUUUAUUCCAUGCAAGCUGUGAAAUGUGGCCUCAUUGGGAUGUCUUGUACCAACACCUCUCCACUGGUGGUACCAACCAGAGCAAAGCAGUGCACUUUGGGAACCAAUCCUAUCAGUGUUGCUGCUCCUGCCCUGGAUGGUGACAGCUUUGUGUUGGAUAUGGCCACAUCAGCGGUGGCUUUGGGAAAGAUAGAACUUCAACACAGACGUGGAGAGAAGAUUCCAGAAGGAUGGGGCUGUGAUCCCAAUGGUAAAAACACCACCGAUCCAGCAAGUAUCCUGUGUGGAGGGGGUCUGUUGCCUCUGGGAGGAAGUGAAGCUACAAGUGGAUACAAAGGCUAUGGAUUGAGUAUGAUGGUGGAGAUGUUUUGUGGAAUUCUAUCAGGAGCUCAUUACAGUAAAAACAUCCGCUGCUGGAAGGAGACAGACUUGGUGGCUGAUUUGGGACAGUGCUUCCUUGCCAUCGAUCCAGAAUGCUUUGCUCCAGGCUUCAAGUCCAGGAUGUCCGACCUGCUCAAAAUGCACAGAGAUCUGGAACCAAGUGAACCCGGGCUGUGUGUUCUCACACCUGGAGACCCAGAGAGACAGCACAUCGCAGAGUGUGAGCAGCACGGUGCCAUACCGUACCAUGUCAGCGUGGUGGACCACAUGAACUCUGUGGCGAGGGAACUGGGGGUCAAACUGCUCCCAACUAACCACACAAUCAAUCCCUAGUGGCUGCAUCUGGUGAGCUGACAUCAACUAGAUGUUAUUGAGGAGCAGAACAAGGGAUGGAGGGACCUCCUGAUCUUUUAUUGUGUUGUGAUUUUAUGUGUUUGCCUCAAGGUGCUUCCAGGUGGUAACGUUAAUCUUUGUUUCAAGUCUGACUGCUGCAGUUGUUCAGGCAGAAGGUUCACUCAGUGUAGUGAUGGGGACUCAGUUGCUGAUCAGUGGCAGGAGGGAGCAAGUUACGCAACGCCAGCCAGAUCAGCAGAUGUUUGGGGUUCAUUGGGAAAGGGGUGCCUGCUGAUA
This is a messenger RNA of Pristis pectinata (smalltooth sawfish), 1454 nucleotides long. RefSeq lists its product as uncharacterized. The record is from RefSeq and is a predicted model, not a curated record. Bases 54 to 1157 code for a protein of 367 amino acids. The transcript has 11 exons. NCBI's taxonomy places the organism in Eukaryota, Metazoa, Chordata, Chondrichthyes, Rhinopristiformes, Pristidae. Gene Ontology annotation, molecular function: oxidoreductase activity.